Verticillium alfalfae VaMs.102 is the source of this 1692-nucleotide messenger RNA. RefSeq names its product DNA polymerase IV. The transcript has 2 exons. Gene Ontology annotation, molecular function: deoxycytidyl transferase activity; DNA-directed DNA polymerase activity. The record is from RefSeq and is a predicted model, not a curated record. Lineage: Eukaryota; Fungi; Ascomycota; Sordariomycetes; Glomerellales; Plectosphaerellaceae. Bases 1 to 1692 code for a protein of 563 amino acids. Gene Ontology annotation, biological process: error-free translesion synthesis; error-prone translesion synthesis. Gene Ontology annotation, cellular component: nucleus.
AUGCAACGUUUGGCCAAGGAGGCCGAGUCGGGCAUCCAGGUCGCCAAGCGCAAGCCGGGAACUCGACGGUACAUACUCCACGUCGACUUUGACAGUUUUUUCUGUGCUGUGUCGCUAAAGAAGCACCCCGAGCUCGUCGACAAACCCGUGGUCAUCGCGCACAGCCCGGGCCACGGCUCUGAGAUUGCCAGCUGCAACUACCCGUCGCGAAAGUUUGGCGUCAAGAAUGGCAUGUGGAUGAAAAAGGCCGUGGAGCUGUGUCCUGAGCUCAAGGUCCUGCCGUAUGACUUCCCUGCUUACGAAGAAGCGAGCGCUCUGUUCUACGAAGCCAUCUUGACGGUUGGGGGCAUCGUGCAGAGCGUCAGUGUAGAUGAGGCACUGUUAGAUGUCAGUGCCGCGCUGAGGCCCGGGGACCUGCGAGGACUUGGGGCGCAGAUGACCAAGUUGGAACCGAUCAAGACCGGGCCAACGGCUGUGGAUGGAAGCCAGAAGCGGCUGGCCUUCCCAACCUUCAGUGCUGCCACGGCGGCCAAAAAGUCGAGGACGGACCCUAUUGAAGAGACGGAAAGCCCACAGAAGAAGAAGCUGUCCGUUGGCGGCAAAGGAUUCGACGAGGAUCCCAUCGCCGACGAUCCCCUGACGCCGAAAAAGCCGAAACCUGUGCAUCCAGCGCUGGCCAUCGCGCGCGCCGGCGCGGUCGAUAUCAAAGCUACGACACCCCUAAAUAUUGCCGGCACGCAGUUCAUCAUGCCAACGCAAGUCGAUCCCUCGGUCCUCGCCGAACUGCCCCAGGACAUCAGAUCCAAACUUCAGUCAAGGCAGCAACCUCUAUCCUUUGCCAGAGCAGCUUCUCCGGCAACCAGGCCUCGAAGCGAAAGUCCCGCCGUCUUCGAUGCGCCGCCGCCCUCUCAAGUCGACCCUGAAGUCUUCCACGCGCUGCCCGACGACAUGAAAGCCGAAGUUCUCGCGUCGUACGGCCGCAGACCUACGCCGGUGCCAAUACCGCAGUCGCCCCGCCGCGACAGAAUCAUUCAGGCCAAAAAGGCCACGACACCCACGAGGCGGGGCCGCGGGGGCGCUCGCAAAACGCGAGAGCGCCUGCACGACGCCGCCGCCAACCGCAUGCAGACGAAUUUCAUGCCGCCCCAGGCAGAUGCCGCCGCCGCACAGGAGGACCUACAGGAGCUCGAUCCCGAUUUCCUGGCGGAGUUACCGGAAGAACUGCGCCGCGAGGUCGUCGAAGACCAUCGGCGUAAGCGGCUCGCACGCAGAGGCGGUCUGAACUUGGCGGCACCGGCGCGCAGGCCUCAGCAGGCCGAGGCGUCGGGGGCGUCGUCGUCGAACGGGAAACUGCAGUUCCCGGCGGCGCCGCCCAAGAUUGACUUUACGGGCACUGGCGUCACGGCAGUGGCGGACGUCAAAGACAUGCUCGAGGCGUGGCAUGGGCAGUCAAAGGAGGAGGGGCCGCACAAGGCAGACGUGCAGGUGCUCGCGACGUAUCUCGGCAGGGUCGUUCUCGAGGAGAGAAACAUGAACAAGGCCGUGCAGCUGGUGAAGUGGGUGGAUUUCCUUAUCAGCACGGAUCCGGGAAACGGGCCUGGUAAGCGCGGAUGGCAGAAGGCCCUGGCUGGGGUCAAGCACGAGGUGCAAGAGGCCGUCAAGCAGAGGGGCUUGGGGCCCGUCAGUUUUUGA